This is a messenger RNA of Symbiodinium natans, 735 nucleotides long. The record is from the annotation of a GenBank genome assembly. Lineage: Eukaryota; Dinophyceae; Suessiales; Symbiodiniaceae.
AUGUGCGAAAUGAUGCUGCAGCCCUUCAUGAAGCCCUUGCGGGUCUUCUCGGACAUAUCUCUGACGGACUUUAACACCUUGCUUACGAAAGCCGAGGGGCGUGACAAGCUGGCGCGUGUCUUCCAAUACUUUUCGCGAGCCAUCGUCGGAAGUGCAGCCUAUCUGCAGCCGACGGCAGGGACUUUACUGGCCACACUUGAAGGAAAUGCAAGGACAGUUAUGGUCCAGUUGGCAAGUGCACGGCGAACUCACCGAUGGUGCAAGGAGUUCCCGGUGAUACAGAGCUUGCCACAGUGUUUCAAAGUCGUGGACCCUGUCGACCGGCUUUUUGAGCUGCUGCAGAAGGCAUCCUUGGCCGCGUUUUUAAUGAUCGACCAUAUCGGCAUGCUGAAGCAGUGGAAGAUUCUGUCUGGCGGCAAAAGGGCCGGAACAGGCACCAUUCAGCUGGGGUUGAAGAUAUUUACAUUCUGCAACAUAGUCGGGCUUCUCUACCAGCUGAAAAAGAUCAAGGACAUAGGUUUGGAGGAAGAGAAGCGUGAUCAGCUAGGGAAGUGCUGGGAGACAGCAGUGAAGCAUGCCCUGAUAUGUGUCCAAACGGCUCACCUGUCUCUCCUGUAUCCCACGCACGACCUCAUCGUGGGUGUGUGCGGUAUAUUUAGCAGCAGCCUAGAUGUGUGUGCGCAGCUUCCUGCCAAGCCUGCGGCGAAGGCAAAGGACGACACCAAAAGCAAAUGA